Molecule: messenger RNA, 1718 nt
Organism: Scophthalmus maximus (turbot)
Lineage: Eukaryota; Metazoa; Chordata; Actinopteri; Pleuronectiformes; Scophthalmidae
Exons: 9
Coding region: 221-1135 (304 amino acids)
Biological process (GO): cell surface receptor signaling pathway; cellular response to lipopolysaccharide; positive regulation of T cell proliferation
Cellular component (GO): external side of plasma membrane
Source: RefSeq, a predicted model, not a curated record
ACGUGACCUUGUUGUGUAUUGUGUCACAUUGACAGCAACGUCUCGGAGGGGGUUCGUCCGCGACACGUGUCGAUGUUGUAGUUAACCGCGGUUCUGGCGCCUGUGCAUGUGCGGGAUGUUGGGGACAAAGUUUGCGUUGGCAGCUGGAGGAGUUGAAAUGAGGGAUGCAGGGACUGUGAAGCUUUGAGUCAUGAGGACAACGGCACAAUGUUGAAAGUAAAUGAACAUGGCCUCCAUUGAUGUACUUGUCUUCAUUUUCACAGUCAUUUGUGUCUGUGCAGAAGAUCUUCAGAAUGUUUUUGUGAGAGUGCAAUGCAAGGAAAUGGUUGGACAGUAUGGUCAGCAGUCACUUCUGGAGUGUGUUGUCCUAACCACACACGGGGUAGCAGACGCAGAAAUCGGAACGGUCUCUUGGAGGAAAGAGGGAGUGGAGAAACCCCUACUGGUUUUUACCAAAGGGGAAAUAACUAUACAGCAGCCGGGCUACAAGUUUGCUGAGCCGUCCUGGAACAAUAAGAACAUGAAUGUGUCUCUGCUCAUCACUAACACUGCGAUGACAAACGCUGGGGUUUAUACAUGCCUGGUGAUCACAAACAGUGGUGAUGAUGAAAGCCGUAUCCAGCUCAAUGUCAUAGCCAGAUACAGUGAACCAAUUAUUCGCUCCAUCCCUGAGAAAAUUACUGGCAACGCAGAUGCUGCACUAAUAUGUGACUCGCUUGGGGGCUACCCAGAAGGUGAAAUUCAAUGGAUUGUUGAGGGCAACAAGGAGUGGACAAAAAGCUCUGAAAUGAAAGUGGAACAAGCACAAAGUGGUCUGUUUCGACUCACCAGCAAGCUGACUCUGCUGCGAGGAUCCAUUUUCUCCAAGUAUACCUGCGUUGUGUUUAAUGCCAGUGGAGGCAAAGAGGCGGAAGCCAUAUAUACAGUAGAAGACAUACCAGAACCAGAAGAGCUCGGAGGAAGGAAAGGGAUGGAAUCAGCUUCCAAAAUAGUCGCUCCUGUGGUGGUGAUCGGAUCGGUGCUCAUAGGAUUGAUGAUCGUAUUAUUGGUGCUUUAUAGACUGCGGUCUCAACGUGACCGUCAAGAGGUUUUUAAUUGCGACCCUGAUGCUGAGGAUGGUAUGGACACUGCAUAAUGCACCAAAGCAGCCAGAUCUGAGGUGUCUACACUGCAUGGUCACAUGAAUAUGCAAAUGUUUGGUCAACCUCAGAAAUCAACACUUGUUUGCUGAAUUCACUCUGUCUUUGUGUUUAUCCUGUUGCAAACAAAAUAACCAUGGAUCACUGGUGUCUUUGUGAUUCAUCAGAGGAAAUUCAAUAUUAACCCACUGAAUGUUCCACGUAAACACUUUUGAAUCAAGUCUAAAUCUAAAACAAAAAGAGUAGACCUUGACUGAUUUUGAGACAGUGUCAAGACAACUAGAAGCCAGGGAGUCGUGAUCAGGAUCACAUCGGGACCAGGAGCACAGAACGUCCGAGUCUGUGUUGGUCGUUGAAGGAAAAAGUGUGUUCGGACACGUCUUUGUUUAACCCGCACACUAACUGUAGCAUUUUGUAGCUUGGCAGCAGUCGCACUUCAUUUCACUUCCUUAUUCUCUUUAUCUCUGCUGCUCUUUUGGGAUAAGGGUUACGUGUGUGUGUGUGUGUGUGUGUGUGUGUGUGUGUGUGUGUGUGUGUGUGUGUGUGUGUGUGUGUGUGUGUGUGUGUGUGUGUGUGUGU